CGAGCACUCGCUGUACGCUGCACUGCUCUACAGCAUCACUGGCCAUAAGUAAGUGUGUGUGUGUGUGUGUGUCUAACCCUCCAGUGCUGCUCGUCUAGACGUUCAGGAUGUGUGGCAGGUGGCUUGUGCUAUAAACAAACAACAACACCCCCUGCCAACUCGGGCUCUCCCACAGUAUAAGACUCCUGGUCAGACUCAGCAGCGGCUCUGGGAUGGCUUCCCCAGGAUCCGCCAGUGGCAGCAAGAGAAAUUCCUCGGAGAUGGAGCAUUCUCAGAGAGUACCGGAGGCGGAGCCUGUCCAGCCACAGGUAAAACUAAAGGACAGACAAAAGUUCUUUGAAGAGGCUUUUCAGCAGGACAUGGAACACUACCUGUCCACCGGAUACCUACAGAUUGCGGAGAGAAGAGGAAGCAUGUCAUCAAUGGAGGUGAACGUGGACAUGCUGGAGCAAAUGGAUCUGAUGGAUAUGUCUGACCACGAGGCGUUGGACGUCUUUCUCAACUCUGGCGGCGAGGACAACAGCGUAGCCUCACCGAUGCUGGGUCCAGAUGUGGAGUCGUUCACUUCUGAGAUCACUCUUCAGGUGCCCACACAGGCGGACCUGAGACACAAGCUCGCAUCGCUGUCCUCCACCUGCACGGACUCAGCCAGCCAAGACACGGAGGCGGGGGAAGAGGAGGAGUACAACGAUGAUGAUGAUGAUGAAGAUGAUGAGAGGGAACAAGCAGCCAACCGUGGCUCUCUGCUCAUCCAGCCGGAUCUAGAAGAGGUCGAGGAGGAUGCCAGGUUACUCGAAAGAGAACAAAACCGGCCAAUCAAGAACAGUGAGAGCAGCAGCUCAUCCUGAAAACACAGAGGAUGAACGACAGACUGUAAGCGGAAGUGAUGUAAUUAGCAGGUGUGCUGUUCAUUUGCGUCAAAAGGAAGAGUACACAUUUGUGUUUUAUGACACCCUUUUGGUUUUUGUAAAGAAGUUCUUUGUCGUGUGCUGUGCAGUAUAAGCCCGAUCCUGUGCCUGCCCUCACAAAUCAAUAAAUCUCUUUUAU
Molecule: messenger RNA, 1047 nt
Organism: Rhinichthys klamathensis goyatoka
Lineage: Eukaryota; Metazoa; Chordata; Actinopteri; Cypriniformes; Leuciscidae
Gene: dtnbp1b
Product: dystrobrevin binding protein 1b
Exons: 4
Coding region: 213-848 (211 amino acids)
Biological process (GO): neuron projection development; regulation of synaptic vesicle exocytosis; anterograde synaptic vesicle transport
Cellular component (GO): BLOC-1 complex; synaptic vesicle membrane; neuron projection
Source: RefSeq, a predicted model, not a curated record